AUGCGCGAGCUUGGCGGCGGCUCUGCCUUUGGCAGCCCGCGGAGGCGUCUCGUUCCCAAAAGGGGCUUUUUCGGUUGGGAAGCAGCCGGCGCGGGGAUACACGCGAUUAACGCUGCCUCUUUGCAGACCUCGUCGCUCUCUCCCAGCCCGCUGCUCUCCAGCUGCGCCCCGAGGCUGUGUCCCCUCUCCUUCGGCGAAGGCGUCGAGUUCGACCCCUUGCCGCCCACGGAAAUCAGGUACACGUCCUCGGUGACGUACGCCUCGGAGCAGCACUUCAUCGACGACGUCUACAUGCCCGUGGGCUUCAGCGUGGCCUCCUGCAGCCAGACGGUCGUGUGCGUCCCGAACUGCACGUGGCGCAAUUACAAAGCGGAGCUUCGCUUCGAGCCCCGCCACAAGCCGCGGCGCUUCACCAGCACCACCAUCGUGUACCCCAAGCACGCCAAGACUGUGUACACCACCACCCUGGAUUACAACUGUCGGAAAUCCCUGCGGCGCUUCCUCUCCAGCGUCGAGCUGGACACGGCCGAGUCCCCGGCGGGCGACGGCGUCCUGGACGGCUGCUGA
This is a messenger RNA of Tinamus guttatus (white-throated tinamou), 567 nucleotides long. Lineage: Eukaryota; Metazoa; Chordata; Aves; Tinamiformes; Tinamidae. The record is from RefSeq and is a predicted model, not a curated record.